GCGGCGGCGGAGAAAGUGACCCGGCCUGUGUGAGGAGCGAAGUCGGCCCCGAGACCUGGAUAUUCAUAUUGUCCUGCAUUAUUCAUAAUAACAAGAAGAGCCAGGCGGGCUUCCUUCUGCUUUAGAGGCGAACGCACCACUAUCUCGGCUUCUGAGGUUUAUUUCUCCACGCAGCGAGAUGAUGUGUAACAGGGCGGCAGACAUGGAGUCCCUCCAGAACUGUGUCCACCAUGUCCCUCACUGUGCGCCCAACCCGGCGAGUCCUCUCGCGGUCCAUCACUAGGAGCCAGUCUUUCGCCGGAGUCAAUUCUCACGACAAGCCCUACAGACACUUUUCUGUGUUCAGCACACCAGGGUGCACAAGGAAAACUGCACUGCGAGGAAGCAGGAUGUUCACGCUCUCUGCCAAGUCUCCACCACCUAAGGUCCCUCAGCCCGAGAGGCUGGACGAGGUGUAUGAAGCCCUAAAGAGAGGCCUGCAGUCCUACCUCCAUGUCCAUCAGCUGGAGCUCGACAACCUGAACAGGCAAAUGAAGGAGUCCAAGAGGAAUUCCCGACUGGGAUUCCUGUAUGAACUUGACAAGCAAGUGAAGGUGACUGAGCGGUUUAUGCGACGGCUGGAGUUCCACCUUAGUAAGAUUGACGAGUUGUAUGAAGCUUACUGCAUGCAACGCCGCCUCCGGGAUGGAGCCAACAAGAUGGUGAAGGCAUACACAGCCUCUCCUGGGAGUCGGGAGGCACGAGAGAGUUUAUCUGAGGCCAACAAGGGCUAUAAAGAAUAUACUGAGAAUAUGUGUAUGCUUGAGAGUGAGCUUGAAAACCAGUUGGGAGAGUUCCACAUCAAGAUGAAGGGUCUGGCCGGCUUUGCACGCCUCUGUGCUGGAGACCAGUAUGAGAUCUUCAUGAAAUAUGGACGGCAGCGCUGGAAGCUUAGAGGUCGAAUUGAGAUCAAUGGCAAACAGGUUUGGGACAGCGAGGACAUGGUCUUCCUACCACUCAUUACAGAGUUCCUCUCAAUUAAGGUGACAGAGUUAAAAAGUCUGGCCAACCAUGUGGUGGUGGGAAAUGUGUGCUGUGAGACAAAGGACCUCUUUGCUGCAUUGCCCCAGACAGUUGCCGUAGACAUCAACGACCUGGGGACCAUCAAACUCAGCUUGGAGGUCACUUGGAAUCCCUUCGACAAGGAUGACCAAAGCUCAUCUGCCAGCACUGUUAACAAAGCCCCCUCGGUCAACAAGCGGUUCUCUACCUACAACCAGAGCCCCCCAGACACCCCUUCAUUGCGGGAACAAGCUUUCUAUAACAUGCUACGCAGACAAGAGGAGCUGGACAACGGAACAGCCUGGUCCAAUUCCUCUGAGUCGUCUGAUGAUUCGUCCAGCCCACAGCUUUCCAUGGGGCUGCGCCAUUCCCACAAGACCCUGGUCCAGCCAGAGGUACAGGUGGCUGCACCCCCCAUCGAAAUUGCCUUCACACCCCGGGAAUCCGCCACCUCCACACCAACCCGUCCGGCUAGUCACGCGGAGGAGGAGGAAGAGGAGGCGGGGGAGCUGGAGGCUGGUGUCACAAGUAAUGAGGAGGGUGCAGGAAAGCACAGCGUGCCCAAUGGCCAUAACGGCCCCACCCGCUACUCUCGCUCUCUUAGCCACAUCAGUGAGAGCAGCAUCGAUGGUGCCUUGACAGAGAGGUCUGGUGGUGACUCUGCUGAGACCCCUGGUGAUGUCUCAGUUGUCUCCGUCAAUGACAUCCUCAUGGGCAUUGCCACAUCCCCGAAUUCAGAGCCCCGCACCUGUGUGCAGGAAGCCGAUAAGGCCUCGAACACUCCUGAGCCAGAUACUACAGGGCCCUCAUCUCCUGUAACCUCAGGGGCCUCCUCUAUCCCACCCCUCAGUUCAGAGGAGCAACCAGCUGCCCUUGAUGAGGACAAUAGCAGGUCAGCUGCCAGGAGUUCGCUUUCCUUGGAGAAAGGGCAGACAGACAGUCCGGUGAAGCUCCCAUCAGUGUCACCCUCUGCUACUACAGCAGUAAUGCUGGAGGGCCCUGCUUCUCACUGUAGUGACUCCACAGGGUCUGAGGCCCUGGUCAAGCCCUCUGGAGUGCCUGCCUCGCCAGUACAUAUAGAGCAGACAGAGGACAGGUCAAAAGCACAGCCAAGCAAGCUCACUGGAGAGGAGGCCAGUAAGACUGGAACUGUAGCUGAGGCCCAGAACACAGAAGGCGCUGGGCGGCCGGUUGUGGACAUUGGUUUGGAGGAAGCGCUGAGUUCUGUCAGCUCCUCGCUGGACGACUACAGGGGUCAGUUCCCUGAGCUGCAGGCACUGGAGCAGGAACUCAGGCAGCUGGAGGACGUGCUUUUGGGUCGGAAUCGUAGCCGCUCGUCCAGCGUGAGUCUGACAGUGGAGAAUGCACUUGGUAGCUUUGACUUUCUCAACACCACUGAUCUUGAAGACGAGGAAGAGGAGGAAGGAGGAGGAAGGAACAGCAAUGUUGGCAGCAGUGGCACUCAUGUGGAGAAGAGCAUAGGGGAGGCAACAAGUUGCGAAGGGACCCGCUGGGAGUCCCCGUCGAGCCCAGUGAGCUCUGGGUCAGAAGCCUUAGAUCAGGCUCUGCUGGUGCAUCUGAGGAACUGCAGCAUCCAGCUCCUGCGGCUGGGCACAUACGGCCCCCUGAGAUGUGGAGAAAUGUAUGCUCUGGACUACCUGCUGAGGGAAGCCCGGGUACUGGAACUCAUUUGUAGGGUCACAGAGGACUGGUCUGGUCAAGCCACCCAGGCUGAGCUAGUGGUGCCCCAGCUCCGGCAUUGUCAAGGUGCCCUAUCUCUAUGGAAACAGUGCACAGAACACACCAGUGUCUACAUCACAUCUGUAGAGAACUUCAUAAACACACUGGCUAUGACAUACUCAAGUCAGCUGUCUGACCGAACCGUCAACCUGGCUGACACAGUGUUUCUGCGCCUGGUGGAACGUAUCCUGGAGAGGAAGCUGCCGAGACGGGCAGGCGGAGGAGCCCGUGAGACACUAACCAUCUUCCAGUUCUGGAAGUACCUUGAGGCAGAGGGAGUGAGUGCACUAGACGCACAUGUGACGGAACUGGCAGAGGAGGUGUGGCUGGUUCAGUGCCUCCAGUCUGGCGACCAAGAUACCCUGCUAAAGAUACUAAAGAAGCCACCUGAGGCAAGCCUGAAGCGGGAAGGCCUGCACACUAUCAGUAGACUGCUCACAGACCCACGGGGCAAAGUGUGUAGUGCGGCAAGCUCCCUGUUCCGAAGCCUGACCGAGCACCCCCUCCAGCGUGAGAGGGCCCUGGUAAACUGUCUGGAGCUCCUGGAGGAUGACAGUGUGGACAUCCGAGUUGCUGGCUGCAAAGCCCUUGCCUGCCUCAAGGCUAAGGAAAGCAUCGAGCAGCUGGUGUACCUGUGCCGAACUGACAAGGAGGAUGUGCGGGACGCAGCCAAGCAGGCCCUCCUUGUGUUGGGUGAGGAGGGUAAGCUUGCCUACCGCCACGUGGAGUCCGCUCAAGACAGCAUUCCCCGCCUUUUUGCUCCCGGCAGCAUGGCCAGCACUGCCUUCUAGUGCCACACAGAUGUCAGUUCCUUAUAAACCAACAUGCCCAUAUUUAUACACAACCAUGUUUCAGACCCAGUGUUUUGCACAGUGUCUGACACCAACACUGUCAGAGGGACACUAGUGAGCGAGCACAUUGCCCCAAGUUUGCUUCUGUGGACAUCCAGCUCUAGUGUGGUGGAAUUGUCUUUCACUAUGACAUGAAUUUAUUGUAUAACAUCUGUGUAGUUCACGCUGUACUUAUAUGUAUAUUAAUAUAGAAGUAAGUGUUGAUUAUUUUGAAGAGCUGUGAAGCUGGAGAAAGGGAGAGUUUUCACUGCCUUACGGUGUGACCUGUGGUUGUGGCCUUCUGAAUUUACUGGAGGUAUCGUGUCGAAGUCUAAGGGGAGCUGUUAAACUGCAACACGAAGACCAAGAAGAAAGAAUGGAAGGACAGACAUGGAGAAUGUCCUGCAACAAGAGAGGAGGGGGUGGGAAGUGUGACCUUGGGACAGGGCUGAGGUGGUCAUCUUCAGCUCCUCCUGAGUUUCAUGAGCUGGUUAGCUUCAGGGAUGCAGUGUGCCUGUGGAUGGGAUUGCGGAGGGUUUGCAGUGCAGUGGGCCUGGGCCAGGGGAGGAGUGCCCCCAGUAUGUAUGGGGAAAUGACAUGGAUGCAGAGAUCCUGUCUGAAUGAUUUCCUCAUUAUCCAGGGAUCUUGUCUGGCCACUCAGAAUUACAUUAACAAAAUGUAACACAGUGCCAUCAUUCCAUUCAUACUGAUAUUUGUUUUAUAAGACAUAAAUCUGUGUUCAGUGUAAGGUGUAUACAUUUUCCUGUUGGUGUAAUUCAGUUAGCAAUAUUUUAAACCGUACAGGUAAGAGCAGAUCUUUAUAUAUUUGAUGCUGAGAGAGAUCAGUUACCCACAGCACACAAUGACAGAUUUGUGCCUGUGGCCAAUGAACUAAAUAGUGUUUCUGCUGUAAAGAGUUUUUUUUUUUUAUUAUGAAAAUCUGUAUACUGUGGUGGACAUUACAGCUAUGGAGGACAUACAAACUGUCCUCCUCCUUUGAAAACCACUGGAUUAGCUCGAGUCUGCUCACACUGAUGUCAGCGUGCAUCCAUCAUGGAGUGUGUCCAAAAUGUGGCAAAAGGAAGACAAGCGGGUUGUGGAACAGAACCUGGGAUUCAGCGAGUGUAUCUCUUAGGGACACUUCAUCCAUUUCAUUUAGCUGGACCUCAACAGCGAGGAAAAGGGAAGUCUUAGCUAUCUACAAGUGCCUAAAGCAACAGUGAAGGGUGUUUUCAUGAAGUUAUUCAUUAGACAUUUUAUUUAAUUGUCUGAGAAUUGCAGUAGAUGGAAGAAACACUGCAGGAAAUUUUUAAGUUUGUUUUAUUUUCUAAAUGAAGAUUGUGUUGCAUUAAAGAUAUACUUUUUUCUAUAAAAUGUAUAUUAAAGCUAUUGCCUGAAAAU
Scleropages formosus (Asian bonytongue) is the source of this 5012-nucleotide messenger RNA. RefSeq names its product RHO family interacting cell polarization regulator 1 (gene ripor1). The transcript is spliced from 22 exons. The record is from RefSeq and is a predicted model, not a curated record. Bases 231 to 3572 code for a protein of 1113 amino acids. NCBI's taxonomy places the organism in Eukaryota, Metazoa, Chordata, Actinopteri, Osteoglossiformes, Osteoglossidae.